ACCUGCUUUUUAUAUUUUGCACAAACGGGCUAGUCGAAAUGACAAUAACAUCAAGCAUCAUAUUUUCUUUCUCCAAAACUGUUUCUUAAAAAGGACGCUGCUUGUGUAAUUUAAAACUAACUACAAAUAAACAUGCACACUAUACUAUCACGGCUAAAUGUAGUCUUUGCAUACUGCCUAUCGGUUCUGGCUGCCGUCACUUUUGGUUGCUUUAUAUCUACGUAUAUCGUGCUACCAUCACCUCAGCCAGAUGUGGAAUAUGCUGUCAGCCGACAAGUUGUAAAACAUGUUCGAGAUUUCACAGCAGUAAGGGCGAAAAAUGACAUGGGAUUUGUCAAAUUUAAUUUAAAAAGCGACCUCCAACCACUUUUUCACUGGAACGUUAAACAAUUGUUUUUGUACCUGGUUGCUGAAUACAAAACAGAAAACAAUGAAUUGAACCAAGUUGUGUUAUGGGAUAAAAUUAUACGUCGUGGUGAAAAUGCAUACUUAGAUCUGCACGAGAUGAAUAGCAAGUAUUAUUUCUUUGAUGAUGGAGCUGGCUUGAAAAACCAUCAAAAUAUUACAUUGACUAUCUCUUGGAAUACUAUUCCGAAUGCUGGAAUUCUUCAUCGUAUCCGAUCACCUCACACCUAUCAGUUUUCGUUCCCGAAUUCUUACGUUAGAUAGACUUUUUGUAUUUCUGUUGUAGAAGUUGUGAUAGCAAGAUUCGAAUAUGAUGGGUUGUUUAAUGA
Molecule: messenger RNA, 734 nt
Organism: Hydractinia symbiolongicarpus
Lineage: Eukaryota; Metazoa; Cnidaria; Hydrozoa; Anthoathecata; Hydractiniidae
Product: signal peptidase complex subunit 3-like
Exons: 6
Coding region: 133-669 (178 amino acids)
Biological process (GO): protein targeting to ER
Cellular component (GO): signal peptidase complex; membrane
Source: RefSeq, a predicted model, not a curated record